This is a messenger RNA of Carica papaya (papaya), 662 nucleotides long. The record is from RefSeq and is a predicted model, not a curated record. Lineage: Eukaryota; Viridiplantae; Streptophyta; Magnoliopsida; Brassicales; Caricaceae.
CCCAUCUAAGAUAACUUAGAAACAUAUUGUCUUUUUUGUUUAACAUAUCAAAGAUGGCGUCUUCUGAUUCAGAAGAAAUAUAUGAUCCGACCCAUGUCCUUCACUGGCACUUCCCUAAAUUAGCCGGCGGCAUGAUGAGCGCGGAUAGUCACUUGUACGGCCAAGCCUUGGUCCUCCUGAUAACCUUCUUCUCUCUCAUCCUCAUCUUAACCACCGUCUUCCUCUACGCCCACUGGAUUUGCACACGUCGCCGACGCCGGCGUGCUGUUUCGCCGGCACUGAGGCCAGUUGGGCUGGACCCAGACACCAUCAGAAGCUUGCCGGUAGUUUUACACAAGUCUGUUUCCGUGGAGAUGUGCAGAAAGGAUGUUGGAUUGGUUGAAGAAGAAGAGUGCUGUAUAUGCCUGGGUGAGUUUGAAGAUGAGGAGAAGUUGAAGGUGUUGCCUGAAUGUAGCCAUGCCUAUCACUCACACUGCGUGGAUUUAUGGCUGACUACUCACGGUACCUGCCCUCUUUGUAGAGCUUCUCUUGUUCAUCUUUCUCCUUGAUCAAUCAUUUUUCAUGUAUGUAUAUGUAUAUAGUCGUAUAUACUUUUUGAGACCGUCUAUAUAUCUAUAAUAUUUAAUUUGCACAUCAAAACAUACACUUCCCACAUUUAACAA